This is a messenger RNA of Acanthamoeba castellanii str. Neff, 471 nucleotides long. RefSeq lists its product as uncharacterized. Gene Ontology annotation, biological process: protein targeting to membrane; peptidyl-L-cysteine S-palmitoylation. The record is from RefSeq and is a predicted model, not a curated record. The coding region runs from base 1 to 471 and encodes 156 amino acids. Gene Ontology annotation, cellular component: palmitoyltransferase complex. The transcript has 2 exons. NCBI's taxonomy places the organism in Eukaryota, Discosea, Longamoebia, Acanthamoebidae.
AUGAGACUUUAUUGGGAGGUGAGGUCGGCGGGUGUGUGGAGCACACCACAGUUCGAGGAGGACUACAGGUCGCAGCUGAAGGGCUACGUGAGCGUGCAAGAGUUCGAGAGCGUGGUGACCACCGUCAACCGAAUAUGGCGGUCCGCGGGCAGCGGUCUGAUCAACCGCGGGUGUCUCCUCCUCUGCUUCUGCUGCUGCUUCGUCAUCAUGCGCAGAGACAAUCGCGAGGCGCUCGAUGACGUGAGGCACUAUCUGACGACGAUCAACAAUGAAGUGUACCGCCCGCGAGGGAUGGAGUGGAUGGUCCUCAGCGAGAGCGAUGAGGACGGAGAGGAGGAGGACGUGGUGCUGGCGCUGGAGAUCCAGGGCCUGGUCGACCGGCAGCCGAUCAAGAGGCGCAUGUCCCUCGAGUCCCACGCCGAGCUCCCGCUGCGCCGCUCGCGAACAGACCAGACGACCACCAUUCUCUGA